UCCCGCCCAGCCGGAGUCGUUCUCUGCUGCCCCGCCGGGUCGGUCCAGGGUCUCCAGCGGGAUCUAGCCAGGAAGAUGUCUGACGGAUUUUCGCUAUCAGAUGCCCUGUCAGGGUCCAACAACCCUAAUCCAAAUAUGCAACCUAAUCCUUGGGGGAAUCAGCCUGGUGCCUUCUUAGGCUACCCCGGAGCACCAGGCGCAUAUCCCGGAGCACCAGGCGCAUAUCCCGGAGCACCAGGCGCAUAUCCCGGAGCACCAGGCGCAUAUCCAGGAGCACCAGGCGCAUAUCCUGGAGCACCAGGUGCAUGCCCAGGAGGACUGUCAGCACCUGGAGCAUACUUUGGAGGCCCACCAGUGCCUGGCACAUUUUCAAACACACCAGGAAUGGUUCCACCAGGGGCCUCAGGAAUGCAUCCUGUUCCUGGGCAGCCCCCAAGUGACAGAGGAGCACAGCCAACUCCACCACAAAGUGGACCUGGAGGCCUUUCUGUUCCAUUGAAAAUUCCUUUUGACUUACCCCUUCAUUCAGGACUUGUGCCUCGCUUGUUAAUAACCAUUACUGGGACAGUGAAUCCAAGACCAAACAGAUUUCAAGUAGAUUUGAAGAAAGGUGAUGACAUUGCUUUACACUUUAAUCCCCGCUUCAGUGAGGACAGCCGGAAGGUGAUUGUCUGCAACACCAAGAUUCAAAAUGUCUGGGGGAAGGAAGACCGAACGGCAUCCAGGUUUCCUUUUGAGGCUGGCAAGCCUUUCAAGAUCCAGAUUCUCUGUGAAGCAGAUCAUUUUAAGAUAGCUGUUGAUGAUGCUCAUCUCAUGCAGUACAAUCACCGUAUAAAAGAGCUGAAUCAGAUCACCAAGCUGUCUGUUACUGGUGACAUCACUCUCAUCAGCGUCAUGCCUUUCAUGAUCUAAGCCAAGCCUUUGGCUCAUUGCAGCCUGAUGCUCAAUAUCCCUGUAAAAACUGGUUGCUUUUUUUCCUAAAAGUCUAGUAUCUUUUUCUUAUUGGGCAGUGACUAAUAAAUAAAGUCCUUAAAGGC
Messenger RNA from Python bivittatus (Burmese python), 1037 nucleotides. RefSeq names its product galectin 3 (gene LGALS3). Gene Ontology annotation, cellular component: cytoplasm; immunological synapse; nucleus. Lineage: Eukaryota; Metazoa; Chordata; Lepidosauria; Squamata; Pythonidae. The record is from RefSeq and is a predicted model, not a curated record. Gene Ontology annotation, molecular function: laminin binding; disaccharide binding; IgE binding. Gene Ontology annotation, biological process: neutrophil chemotaxis; positive regulation of calcium ion import; negative regulation of endocytosis.